AGAGAGAGAGAGAGGGACAGAGAGACAGACAGACAGACAGAGAGAGCGACAGGACGUCGGGCUUCAUACAAAACGUGCUGCUGCUCUCUGAGGAGGAAACAUGGCUGCCAACGCACCGACAGACAAGUACCGAGGCGUCUGGCUGAUCUUCUUCAUGCUGGGGCUGGGAACGCUGCUGCCAUGGAACUUCUUCAUGACUGCAACCAGGUACUUCACCAGCCGUCUGCGGGAGCCGUCAUUGGUCAGCUCAGCAGCCAAUGGGACGAGUGGCGACGGCGAGCAGCGCAGCGUCCUGGAGGCGAAGUUCAACAACGUGAUGACGCUGUGUGCCAUGGUGCCGCUGCUGCUCUUCACCUGCCUCAACUCCUUCCUGCACUCCCUGGUUCCUCAGAAGCUGCGGGUGAUGGGCAGCCUGGCCGUCAUCAUGGCCGUCUUCAUGGUCACCGCCGUCCUGGUCAAAGUGCCGAUGGAGCCUCUGCCGUUCUUCAUCAUCACCAUGAUCAAGAUCAUCAUCAUCAACUCGUUCGGGGCGAUCCUGCAGGGCAGUCUGUUCGGGAUGGCGGGGCCGCUGCCGGCGUCCUACACCACGCCCAUCAUGAGCGGCCAGGGCCUCGCCGGCACCUUCGCCGCCUUCGCCAUGAUCUGCGCCAUCGCCAGCGGCUCGGAGAUGCAGGACGCUGCGUUUGGGUAUUUCAUAACGGCGUGCGGGGUCAUAUUUCUGUCCAUCCUGUCCUACAUCAUGCUUCCUAAGCUGGAGUUCUUCCAGUUCUACCAGGAGAGCGAGCGAGCGCCUGACAGCGAGGAGAACAUGUUGGACCUGAUGAAGACAGAGAGCGGCGGAGCGGUGGGCCCGGCGGAGCCCAGCGGCGGACAGGGCGUCUCCAUGACAACCAUCUUCAGGAAGAUCUGGCUGCUGGCGCUCUCCGUGUGCUUCACCUUCACCGUCACCAUCGGCACGUUCCCCGCCGUCACCGCCGACGUCAAGUCCACCAUCGCUGACGGAGGAUCCUGGGAGCUCUACUUCAUCCCGGUCUCCUGCUUCCUGCUCUUCAACCUGUGUGACUGGGCCGGCAGGAGCCUGACCGCCGUCUGCACGUGGCCCGGCAGGGACAGCCUGCUGCUGCCGGCGCUGAUCGGCGGCCGCCUGGUGUUCGUUCCUCUCUUCAUGCUGUGUAACGUGCAGCCGCGCUUCACCCUGCCCGUCUACUUCCACCACGACGCCUGGUUCAUCCUCUUCAUGCUGCUGUUCGCCUUCAGCAACGGAUACCUGGCCAGCCUCUGCAUGUGCUUUGGCCCCAAGAAAGUCCUUCCUCACGAGGCGGAGACAGCUGGGGCCAUCAUGGCCUUCUUCCUGUCUCUGGGUUUGGCGUUGGGAGCGGCGCUGUCCUUCCUGUUCAGAGGACUCAUCUGACGUGACGCCCAAACGCCUCGGACUUCUGAUCGGCCGAUCUGACGACACCAGCCGGCGUCUGAAGAGCGAACACACCCACCCGGCAGGAGGCGGCGCUCUGCCGGCCUCGGCUUCAGAGGGAACUUUACGGAUUCACAGCUGCUCCCGCUCAGUGGUGUUCAAAGUGGGGUUCAGGGGCAGCCAGGGGCCCGAGGGGGUCUUCCAGGGGGUCCUCAGCAAAAUGAGGAG
Molecule: messenger RNA, 1639 nt
Organism: Myripristis murdjan (pinecone soldierfish)
Lineage: Eukaryota; Metazoa; Chordata; Actinopteri; Holocentriformes; Holocentridae
Product: equilibrative nucleoside transporter 1-like
Exons: 13
Coding region: 101-1411 (436 amino acids)
Biological process (GO): uridine transmembrane transport
Cellular component (GO): plasma membrane
Molecular function (GO): nucleoside transmembrane transporter activity
Source: RefSeq, a predicted model, not a curated record